This is a messenger RNA of Aspergillus chevalieri, 174 nucleotides long. RefSeq lists its product as uncharacterized. The transcript has 3 exons. Lineage: Eukaryota; Fungi; Ascomycota; Eurotiomycetes; Eurotiales; Aspergillaceae. The record is from RefSeq and is a predicted model, not a curated record. Bases 1 to 174 code for a protein of 57 amino acids.
AUGAGUAGCAACGCGAAGACCCGCCACCGCUCCCCCGGGCAUCUCCCCAAAGUACAGAUAAAGCAGAAACGGAUCCGAAUACACACUACACCCGGGAAGUUUGAGGGGGCUCAGUGGCUGGAGGGUGCUACAGACAGGGAGAAGGGGUCGGGAAGCGGCCAGGUUACGUCGUGA